Cucumis melo (muskmelon) is the source of this 1300-nucleotide messenger RNA. RefSeq names its product beta carbonic anhydrase 5, chloroplastic. The record is from RefSeq and is a predicted model, not a curated record. Gene Ontology annotation, biological process: carbon utilization. Lineage: Eukaryota; Viridiplantae; Streptophyta; Magnoliopsida; Cucurbitales; Cucurbitaceae. Bases 164 to 1072 code for a protein of 302 amino acids. Gene Ontology annotation, molecular function: carbonate dehydratase activity; zinc ion binding. The transcript is spliced from 10 exons.
AUUCUAUUUUUUUUUUAAUUUUUUUUGCCCUCUUUCUAAUAUUCUGAGCUUCGAGUUCUCCGUCUUUCUUGGAGAAGAAACAAAUGGUCAUUGUUUUGCCAACCAACUCACCCACUUCUUCUAAAGCAGGGAUUCCUACUUUAUGCGAAUGUAGAUCUCUGCCAUGGACAUUGCUCUUUCUGGUUCUUCAGUUUCACACUCCCUAUUUUCCUCUUCCUCUUCCUCUUCCUCUCACCAGCGCCAGAGGAGCUUCUUCAAGACCUCAGAUAUCUUUGAGAUUAAGCUGAAAACAAGAAAAAUGGAGCAUACCCAUUUGAAAUUGUCCACCACUGUUAACUGCUGCUCUGGGCUCACUCAGGAAGUUGAAAAUAACAAAGUCAAUGUUGUAAUAGAAACAGAAAAGAGGCACGACAUAUUUGAGGAAAUCAAACAUCGAUUUUUGAGCUUUAAAAGGAAUACAUAUAUGAAAAAUUUAGAACAUUUUCAGCGUCUUUCUGAUGCUCAAUCUCCAAAUUUUUUGGUGAUUUCUUGUGCAGAUUCUAGAGUUUGUCCCUCAAACGUUUUGGGUUUCCAACCUGGAGAAGCAUUUCUUGUUCGAAAUAUAGCAAACUUGGUUAUACCUUUUGAGAACGGACCAUCAGAAACACAAGCUGCACUGCAGUUUUCUGUUAACACGCUCGAAGUUGAAAACAUUUUCGUCAUUGGUCAUAGCUGUUGUGGAGGCAUUCGUGCACUUAUGAGCAUGCAAGAUGAAAAACCGAGCUGUUUCAUCACAAAUUGGGUUAUUAAUGGGAAAAGUGCAAAAAUAAGGACAAAGGCUGCUGCUUCCACUCUCAACUUUGAUCAGCAAUGCAAACGCUGUGAGAAGGAAUCGCUCAAUAAUUCAUUGCUGAACUUGCUGACAUACCCUUGGAUUGAAGAAAAGGUGAAGAAAGGUAAUCUUUCCAUUCACGGUGGUUACUACGACUUUGUCGAUUGUACGUUCGAGAAAUGGACUCUGGAUUACGAAGCAAGCAGCUUUAACGAGGAAACGCGCAGACUGGCUGUAAAAAAUCGAGAAUUUUGGUCCUAGCUUUUCUUAAAGUAUGCUUUCCUCUUCUCUUUAUAAUGUUCCUUACAAUUUGGUUUUCAAGUAUGCCUUUGAAGCCUUGUCUAAGCCUUAAUGAUAGACAUGAAAGAAUAAUUUGCCUAUGUGCCAAGAUUGAGUUCGGAAAAAUGGACUGCUGCUUUUGUGCUUGUAUACAACUUCCAUUUUGUACUUCAUUUUUACUAUAUGCAGAUAAUGGACUUCUAGGACUAA